Egretta garzetta (little egret) is the source of this 2853-nucleotide messenger RNA. RefSeq names its product cyclin dependent kinase like 5 (gene CDKL5). Gene Ontology annotation, cellular component: nucleus; dendrite cytoplasm. The record is from RefSeq and is a predicted model, not a curated record. NCBI's taxonomy places the organism in Eukaryota, Metazoa, Chordata, Aves, Pelecaniformes, Ardeidae. Gene Ontology annotation, molecular function: ATP binding; protein kinase activity. The coding region runs from base 1 to 2853 and encodes 950 amino acids. The transcript has 16 exons. Gene Ontology annotation, biological process: positive regulation of axon extension; regulation of dendrite development; protein phosphorylation.
AUGAAGAUUCCUAACAUUGGUAAUGUGAUGAAUAAAUUUGAGAUCCUUGGGGUUGUAGGUGAAGGAGCCUAUGGCGUUGUACUUAAAUGCAGACACAAGGAGACACAUGAAAUUGUGGCUAUCAAGAAAUUCAAAGACAGUGAAGAAAAUGAAGAAGUCAAAGAAACCACUUUACGAGAGCUUAAAAUGCUUCGCACUUUGAAACAGGAGAACAUAGUGGAGCUGAAGGAAGCCUUCAGAAGAAGAGGAAAAUUAUACCUCGUUUUUGAAUAUGUGGAAAAAAAUAUGCUUGAAUUGCUAGAAGAAAUGCCAAAUGGAGUUCCACCAGAAAAAGUGAAAAGCUAUAUCUACCAGCUAAUUAAAGCAAUUCAUUGGUGCCAUAAGAAUGAUAUUGUUCAUAGAGAUAUCAAGCCAGAGAAUCUCUUAAUAAGCCACAACGAUGUUCUGAAGUUGUGUGACUUUGGCUUUGCUCGUAAUCUCUCUGAAGGAAGCAAUGCUAACUAUACAGAAUAUGUGGCUACCAGAUGGUACCGCUCCCCUGAACUCUUGCUUGGAGCCCCUUACGGAAAGGCUGUGGAUAUGUGGUCUGUAGGCUGUAUCCUGGGAGAGCUGAGUGACGGGCAGCCCUUGUUCCCUGGUGAGAGUGAGAUUGACCAGCUCUUUACCAUUCAGAAGGUGCUAGGCCCACUGCCAGCCGAGCAGAUGAAGCUCUUCUACAGCAACCCACGCUUCCAUGGCUUGCGGUUUCCAGCAGUCAAUCAUCCACAGUCUUUAGAGAGAAGAUACUUGGGAAUUUUAAGUGGUGUAUUGCUUGAUCUUAUGAAGAACUUAUUGAAGUUAGAUCCAGCAGACAGAUAUUUGACAGAACAAUGUUUGAACCAUCCUUCAUUUCAAACCCAAAGACUCUUGGAUCGCUGUGGAAGCUCACCUUCGCGGUCAGCUAAGAGAAAACCUUACCAUGUAGACAGCAACACGUUAUCUAACAGAAAUCAAGCCAGCAAAAGUUCUGCUUUGCAGUCACACCACAGAUCAAACAGCAAGGAUAUACAGACGCUAGGGGUUGGCGGGCCAAGAGAAGAGGGUCUUCCAGCAAAUGAAAGCUUUUUAAAUGGAAACCUUCCUGGAGCUGCACAUAGUCCAAUGCAUACAAAAAAAUCAAGCAACACACCUGGAUCUGGCAACAAGGAUCUAGCCAAUAAUAACAUGCCACAUCUUCUCAGCCCAAAGGAAACAAAGGCAAAAACAGAAUUUGAUUUUAAUGUGGACCCAAAAAGUUCUGAUGGUCCCGGCACAAAGUACCUGAAGUCUAACACCAGAUCUCAGCAGAACCGGCACUCAUUUAUGGAAACUUCUCAGAGCAAAACUGGGACACUGCAACCCGGUGAUAAGCACAGUCGCCACAGCUAUAUUGAUACCAUCCCACAGUCUUCUAAGAGUCCUUCGUAUCGGACAAAGUCAAAGAGCCAUGGGGUUCUGACAGACUCGAAAUCCGUGGGCAACCUUUCUGAGGCCAGGGCCCAAGCUGCAGAACCAAACAGCAGUAGGUAUUUUCCAUCCAGCUGCAUGGACUUGAACUCUCCUACCAGUCCAACUGCUCCCCGACACAGUGAUAACAGAACUUUGCUCAGUCCGUCUGGGAGGAAUAACCGCAGCGAGGGUACCCUGGAUACCCGAAGACCAUCAACAAGACACUCCAAAACGAUGGAGGAAUUAAAACUGCCAGAUCACAUGGAUGGAAGCCAUUCCCACUCUCUAUCUGCUCCACAUGAAUCUUUUUCCUAUGGUCUAGGUUAUACCAGUCCUUUUUCUUCACAGCAGCGCCCUCAUAGACACUCUAUGUAUGUGAGCCGGGACAGAGUGAGGUCAAAGGGCUCAGAGGGUGGCUUAAGCAUAGGGCAAGGGAUGGCAGCCAGAGCAAACAGCCUGCAACUGUUAUCUCCACAGGUGCAGCAUAAGUCACUCACAAGAUCUGUUGGCUCAUCACGAGAAGACUGUACAGAAGAUACUAAUAGGGGUGGAGCAUAUCACGAUCCACACACAGAAGAUGGAGCAUCUACUAAGGAAAAUAGAAUUCUGUAUAAUGACCCUGUUCCGAGAAGAGUUGGCAGCUUUUACAGAGUUCCAUCUCCGCGUCCAGAGAGUACGUACAUAGAAAACAAUGUGUCAAACAGAACCUCUGUGUUACCAGCAGACAGCAGCACGGUGGCAAACCACACAAAGAGACAAACCACCUUUGAUACCUGGAAAAGUCCUGAAAACCUUAACAGUCACUCAGAACAGCUCAAGGAUAAAGAAAAGCAAGGUUUUUUCAGGGCAAUAAAAAAGAAAAAGAAGAAAUCUCAAACUAUGCCUAGCAGUGAUGGUCAGGAUCUCUUGGCGUUACAGAAAGCCAUUCAUUCUUCUAAUCACCAGAGCAGCAGGCAGAAGGAUUGGCAUCCUGAGAAGAUGACAGAAAUCCAGCCUCAUAGCCAGCCAUUAAAAUCUCUCCGAAAGCUCUUACAUCUGUCCUCUUCAAAUCAUCCUGUCCCUGCUGAGCCUCGCUUCCAGCCCUUACCAAGUCAGCCAGCCAAAGCUUCUUUUUCUGAAGUGCGAAUUCACCCCAUGAGUCAAAGCUCCAGCAGCGGCAGCAGCAACGCGCGGCAAGAGCCCCAGCCGAAAAGCAGACCGACGCUGCAGAUACCAAGCCAGCUGGAACCUACCUGGCACGUCUCCCCGGUGAACAGGAGCGCAAGUGAUGGGCCUCCCUACUCCGACCAGCUGCCUUCCAAGAGCGGACAGAACGGGCACACGUAUAACCGAACAAACCGAUCGCGAAUGCCAAAUCUGAAUGAUUUAAAAGAGACAGCCUUGUAA